ACCUGACGCGUCAUGUCAGCUGACCGCAACUGAAAGCUUUUGUCAUAUGACAUUUGAUUUCAUCGCUUCUUCAGAUGUAAACUUUCCUCUGUGCAAACAAUUUGACGCGAAAGAGACGGAUUAUAACUGCGUUAUAACAUGACACACAAGCGGACAUACUUGGAGCUUUGCGCUUUAUUAGUUUAUCUGAGUGUUAAUGUGAAGCCGGUGAAUGGUGUCUGGCCAUUGCCUCAGCAGAUAGAUAUAUCCGCAGAAAGAUACGCGCUGAGUCCACAGUUCUUCUCUUUCACCUACGGAAAAGAUUCAGCUGCGCAGACGGGCUGCUCUGUGUUGGAUAAUGCCUUUAAAAGAUAUUUCUCCGUCAUAUUUCCAGACUUUACGCAUGCUUCAGGAUCAAGAUUUCAUCACCUGUGGUCCGAGGCGAAACCAUUUGUCGUUUCUGUGAGUGUCAAAACCAGUGGGUGUGAUGGCUACCCCGAUGAAGAUUCGGAUGAGAGCUAUAACCUGAGUGUGUCUGAGAGCCAAGCUCUGCUGAAAUCGGUAUCGGUAUGGGGCGCUUUAAGAGGUCUGGAGUCACUGAGUCAGCUCGUGUACCAGGAUGAUUAUGGCUCUUACUUUAUCAAUAAAACAGAAAUCGUGGACUUCCCACGCUUUGCUUUCAGAGGUCUUUUGCUGGACACUUCAAGGCAUUAUUUACCUCUGCACGCUAUUCUAAAGACCCUUGAUGCCAUGUCCUACAGUAAAUUCAAUGUGUUUCACUGGCACAUUGUGGAUGACCCUUCCUUCCCAUAUCAGAGCCGCAGGUUUCCGGACCUCAGCAAUAAGGGGGCUUUUCAUCCGUUUACACACAUCUACACCCAAACAGACGUGAUGAGGGUGAUUGAACAUGCAAGAAUGAGGGGAAUUAGAGUCGUACCUGAGUUUGACUCACCUGGACACACUCAGUCAUGGGGAAAAGGACAGCCAGAUCUUUUGACACCUUGUUACAAGGGAGAUGUUCCCACUGGGACAUUUGGACCUGUCGAUCCAACGCUCGAUUCCACCUAUAAGUUCAUGGAGAGCCUCUUUAAAGAGGUGAAGUCUGUCUUUCCUGACUCUUAUGUUCAUAUAGGAGGGGACGAGGUCAGUUUCACCUGCUGGAAGUCCAAUCCCAAUGUGGGAAAGUUUAUGGAAAAGAUGGGAUUUGGGAAGGAUUAUACUAAAUUGGAAUCGUUCUAUAUGGAGAACAUAGUGAACAUGACCGCCGCUCUCAACAAAACCGCCAUUGUGUGGCAAGACGUGUUUGACUACCACGAGAGAAUUCCUCAGGAUACGCUCCUGGAGAUCUGGAAGGGCCUUCCGGAAAAAUACGAAGAUGAACUGAGCCGCAUGACCAAAGCUGGGUACCGGGUUCUGCUCUCUGCCCCCUGGUACAUCAACCAUAUCAGCAUGGGACAGGACUGGCGUAACUCAUACGCAGUACAGCCACAGAAUUUCUCCGGCACGGAUGAGCAGAAGAAGUUGGUGAUCGGCGGAGAGGUUGCAAUGUGGGGCGAAUAUGUCGAUGCCACCAAUCUCUCCCCUAGAUUGUGGCCGAGAGCUUGUGCUGCAGCUGAGAGAUUGUGGAGCGAUGAAAAUAAAACAUUAAAUGCGGAUUUGGCCUACCCUCGCCUGACUGACUUCCGCUGCAGACUUCUAAGGAGGGGUAUUCAGGCCGAGCCCCUGUAUGUUGGCCAUUGUAAUCAUGAGUACAGUGGUCUGUGAAUACAGAAAGGUACCAGCAGACACAAACGCAAUAUAUUGUGCACUGUAAUACUGCUUUUGAAUUUGCACAUUACUUUUUAUAUUACGGUCAAUUUUGUUUUUACAAUAACACACACAUAUGAAGAAAUGUGAAUUUUUUGAUUAAAGAUUUAUGCAAGAA
This is a messenger RNA of Misgurnus anguillicaudatus (oriental weatherfish), 1903 nucleotides long. It is a transcript of the gene hexa, whose product is annotated as hexosaminidase A (alpha polypeptide). Lineage: Eukaryota; Metazoa; Chordata; Actinopteri; Cypriniformes; Cobitidae. Gene Ontology annotation, cellular component: membrane; lysosome. Gene Ontology annotation, biological process: glycosaminoglycan metabolic process; ganglioside catabolic process; carbohydrate metabolic process. Gene Ontology annotation, molecular function: beta-N-acetylhexosaminidase activity. The record is from RefSeq and is a predicted model, not a curated record.